AAGUAUGGCUGCGCAUUCUGCGCAUAGGACUGAUGACAGCGCAAAGCUGCCAGGCCAGACCUCCUCUCCUGCACACUUGCCUGCACACCCCAAGCAGUCACAAACCCGGGGUUGCGCCACCAGACGGGCAACUGGCCUGUGUCAUCAUUGGUUUUACGUGCUACUGGUAAAGUUCUCGGGGCCUCCUGCCGACUUGCUCCAGCCGAGUCUCGGGCAUCCUGUAACUUGGUCUCUCGUCUUCCAGUUUCUGCGAUCUACCUUAAACUAGCCCCGCUUUAAAAUGCUUGGAGAACCGUGCGCCGAAAUGCUUGAAAGGUGAAAGUGGGUCUGCCCAUGGACCGCCCGCAGGUUUCAAUCCCGAGUCACUUUGCUCAAAUCCCCAGUAACUGUGGCAUUUGGAGCAGUAGCAACAUAGCAGCGGGCUGAGAAAUAUGUUAACACUGACGCAAAGCCAGUAAACCGAAGAGGCUUCGUUCUUGAGGAAGGAGCCAGGAUGGCGGAACCAGGACCGCUCGGCCCAGAAAACUCGCUAAGGCCAGGGGCUGCUAUCAAUAUCGGAGAGCAGCUGAACUUGACAGGCGAGAUGCCGGCGCCAAAACGCACAAAGAUUUGUAACUCGACGACGCAAAUUGACACGAUGGACGCACACCUACGGGCUGGACGCAAGAAGCCCCCGUGGACACCCGCGGAGCAAGCUAUUGUCGCUAUCAAACACUGCGAGCUGGGCAACCGGUGGACGCAAAUAGCAGCAUACUUGCCCAUGCGCAGCGAAAACGACGUCAAGAACAUCUGGCAUUCGACGCUACGGUGCAAGGACUCCCAGAAGCGCUCCUUCCUGCGCACUUACGCACUGGCCGUGCACGACCACGCGUAUGACUACGCCACCCGCAAGGCCAUGUUCGACAUCGCCGUGCGCCAGUGCGGCCCGCCGCCGCAGCAGGCCGCGGAUAUGAUCGCGCGCGCGCAGCUUGCGCCAGGCGGCGUCGACCAUCAGGAGUUUAUGGGUGGCGGCGGCGGCGGUGGAGGCGGCGGCGGCAUGCGAGAGCGUGGCGGCGGCGGCGGCGACCAUGACCGAUACCUUGGCGGCGGCCCCGCCCAGGCGCUGCACGACCAGGCGCUGCACCAGCAGCUGCAGCAGCUGCAGGGCCGGCUGCCGUCGCCCGGCAGCGCCGCCGCCGCGGCUGCGCAGCAGGCGGACCAGCUGGCGGCGCUGUCGCACCUGCUGUCCACGCGUGACGAGCUGGCGCAGCACCAACUGCUGGCCCAGCUCACGCCGCAGCAGCAACAGCAGCUGCUCAUGCUGCACCAGCAGCAGCAGCACAUGAUGAUGCAGGACGAGGACGCGGCGAUUGACGACGGCGGCGUCGGCGACGACGACGGCAGCGGCAUGGACAUGCCCAACGGCGUUGGGCAAGGGGGCAGCCGCCUCGUGCCGCUGUCAGGCGGCAAACGCAGCAGCCCCUACAUGGAUGACGGGUACGACCAGGCCGAGGGCGACACGCCGCCGCCGCCACCCGCGCCGCUGCAGCGGGCUGCGCCUGCCGGCGGCGGCAAGCCACCGUCGGGCCUGCCGCCCCGCGGGCUGCCUACGCCGCCGCUGCUUAUGGGGGCCGCCAAGCAGGGGCCCAUGGAAAACGGCGGCGGCGGUGUGGGCAUGGGUGGCCUGGCGCCGCCGCUGCCGCUGCAACUGGGCGACUCGGGCGGGCCGCUCAUCGACCCAGAUGAGGCGCUGGCGGCGGUGCGGCGGCUGGCGGCGCUGCAGGGACCCGGCACCGAGCUGAGCCUGGCGGCGCUAUCGGGCCUUCCACCGCCACCGCCUCCGCAGGCCGGCGGCGCAGAUGCGGGGCCCAGCCGGAGUACUGGCAAGAUGAGCUUGCCCGGCGUUGCCGGUGGCGGGACCUCAGGGCUGGAUCCGGGCUUGGGGCCGAUUAUUGCGCAGCUGGCCGCCGCCGCGCCGCCCGGCUCAGCGGCGCACGAGGCGCUGGUGGCGGCGCUGACCAACAGCGCGGGCGGCGGCGCCAGCAACCCGCAGCUGGCCAUGCUGUCAAACCUUCUGCAGAACUCGCUGGAGUCGCAGGGCCACAACACCCCGGUCGCGCUGGCGGCGCUGCUGCGGCAAGGCGCCAGCGGCGGCGGGCCGGGCGAUGGCGACGGCGACGACGCUUCACCCAGUCUGCUGCUGCGGGCGCUGCAGCUGCCAGGUGCCGGCCCGGCCGGACUGCGUCUGGUCCACGGCGGGCCGGCAGACGACGAUUUCUCGGGACCGGGACCUGGGCCUGGGCCGGGUCGGGGCGGCGGCCGCCCGGGCGCGCUGGCCCUAGGGCCGCUGGGCCUGGCUGGCCUGGGGCUGGGGGGGACGCUGCGGGAUGACGGCGGCGCAGGGGCUGGCGGUGGUGGUGGCGGCGAUGUGGAUGCAGACGAGCUGGGGGCCGUGGAGGCGCUGGCGCUGGCGGCGCGGCGCGGCAACGCCGGCGGCCCGCGCCAUUCCGUGGGCACCGGCGCGCCGCGCAUGUCCGUACCAGGCCUCCCGGGCGGCCGCUUCCCCAACGCCGGCGGGCCUGGGGGCUCUGGGCGCCUGUCGCUGCCGGGCCUGCCUGGCGCCGCAGGGCCCGGCCUUGGCGACCUCAUCAGCCUGCGACAGGGCGGCGGCAACGGCGCUGGGCUUCCGCGCAUGAGCGCGAACGGCCCGCCGGGGCCUGUGCUGGACCUGCACCCGCCGUCAUCGCUUCGCGCAGGGGGCGCGGGGCCGGCGGGUGCUAGCAGCGGGGCGCCGCCACCGGCGCUGCUGGCGGGCCUCGAUCAAGACAAGGAACUGCUACAGCAGCUGCAGCAGUUGCAGCAGCAGCGCCUGCCGGUGCCGCGCGGGCCGCUCGACGAGGGCACCGUGAUCGACUCCGACGGGCCCCUAGCGGCGGCCGCCGCCGCUGCCAUGGCCGCCGCGGCGGCGGCCAACGCGCCGCUGUCGCUGCCAAUGCAACUGCCGAUGCUCAAGCCAGACCCGCAUGCGGCGUCGGCAGGGCGGCCGCCGCUGCCUAAGCCGCUGGGCCCCGCUGGGCCCAACCUCAGCCAUCAGGGCCCACGCGGCAGCCACGGUACCGACAUGUCAGCCUCCGCCCCCGGCCGGGCCGUCAGCAGCGGCACAGGCGCCGCUGCCCCCGGGGCGGCUGGUCGCGUCGCUGCCACGCUGGACGCGGUGACGGUUCUGAACAACCCGGCACUGCGGCGGCAGGUGCGCUGGCUGCCAGCGGAAGUGUUUGCCGCACUGCUGGGCUCGCCGGCUCUGGGCUCGGAGGGCACCGAGGACAGCGUACUGGUGGUGGCAGCAGACUGGCUGGCAGCAAAUGCGGCCAGCGCCACCACCGCGGAGGAGGGUGCCGGCGCUGCCGCCGCCGCAGAAAGCGGCAGGAGGGCUGGCGUCACGCGCGAGCAGCUGUCGUUGGUAUGCAGCACCAUUCGGCUGGCUGCGCUUAGCGGCUUCUACUUAUCUGCAGUGAUGCCCUGGCUGCUACUGCUGGACGAGAGCAGCGGCAGUAGCAGCGGCGGCGCCGGUGGCCUGGCCAAGGGGGGCGAGGUCAAGGCUAUGGUUGAGGGUGCGGGCGGCAGUGACAGCGCUGCUGAGCAGGCCGCGGUGGCAGCUGAACCGGCGGCCAAUGCUGCGUCACCAAACGGGGCAGAGGGCGCGAAUGCCGACAGAGCGGCAGCUGACGUUGAGGGUGAGGCAGGGGAAGCGGUAGCAGGCGCAAAGCAGGAUGCUGGGCCGAAGCCAGCGGCAGCUCUGAAGGUCGAGGACGCGCCGAUGGAGGACGCCGCGCCGGGCGAUGCGGGCUGCAAGGAGCAGGCGCAGCCGGACAAGCCGGAAGAUGGCGGCGGCAAGGACGACAGCACCGCCGAAGCCGCCAAAGCCACGUCGCCAGCCGCCUCGCCGACGGCCGGCGCUGCCGCGAACGGCGCCGAUGCCGACAAGUCCGCUGGCUGCACCGCCGCCUCCACGCCCUCCACCACCACAAUAUCUAACAACAGCCCUGGCGCGCCAGGGCCGGGCGCCGCCGAGCCUCAGGCCGCCGCCGCCGCCGCAUCCCCUGGCACUGCUCUGGCUGCUGCCGCCGGCACCUCCGGUGCCGUGACGACGAGCGGCUGGUUCCCCAUGCGACCCGAGGAGCUGGCCUUCCUGUCCAACUACGCCCGCGCCGGGCAGGCGGAGCGCGCGCACGUGGCGCUGCUGGCGCGCAGUGUGUACGACACCACCUCGCCCUGGUACACGACGCGGCCGCGCAUGCCCGGCCCCGCCGGCGCCGACGGGAGCCUGUGCUUCGAGUGGCACAUCAGCCGCCAGACACUGGUCGACGCGCUGGCGCGAGCGCGCAGCGCCGAAGGCGGCGCCACGCCGGUGCCGGCCGCCGCCGCCGCCGCGGCUGUGGGCGGCAGCGGCGCGCUGGCGGAGGCGGUGUUCGCGAUUCGCGACGCUGAGGGCGGCGACGGCGAGGGCGGUGACGGCGGGCCGCGGGAAACGGUGUUCCUUAUGAAUUCGGUGGUGUGCCGCGGCGUGGAGUGGCGCUUGUCGCUGGACGUGUCGCCUGGCGGCGCCGCCACAGGAGGCGCGGCGGGCUCAGGCGCGGCAGGCGCGAGCCUGACACGUGGCAGCAAUAAGGGCGCCGUAAUGUACCUGGAGUGUGCGCCGCCGGCAGUGCUGCAGCAGGCCGCGGCGGCGGUGGCCAGCAGCUGCGCCAGCGGCGCCGCGGACGGCAGCCCGCCGGCGGUGCGCACGCGCGCCGGGCCCGGCUUUGGCGGCCUGGGCCUGGGCGUGGUGUGCGGCAAGGGCAUCCAGGUGACUGUGCACGGCUGGCGCGGCGGGCUGCUGGAGGAGGUGGUGGGCUGGAGCUUCAUGUCGGAUGAGUACUUUGUGCCGGGGAUGCGCGUGCCCUUCCCCAGCAUGCUUCCGCUGCGCAACGUGCCACCGCGGCGCGGCGGCACCAUGGAUGUUGCGGCGGAGCUGAGCGCGCUGACCAGUGGCAGCGGCGCUGGCGGUGCCGCCGCCGGCGGAUUCAAUGCUGAGGAGUCGGUGGCGGCGUUUGGGGAGUACAUGCAUGAGGGUGGGCUAAGCGGCACGCUGCGCUUCAUGCGGCCGCACGGCGUUUGAGGGAAAGGAGGAUGGAGAGGAGGAGAGCCGCAGGAGGAGGUGGCGUGGGCGUGGGCAUGGGGCGUCACUGAUGGGGGGCUAGGGCGGACGGCUGCGCGGCGGAGACGUACGUGCCCACACAGUCUUAGAGGACAUGGAACGAGAGGCGCCUGUCUUUGUGGAAUAAGUUGAGGCAUUUCCAUCACGCUGGGCGGUCCCGACGACAGGAGGUACGUGGAGUGGCCGGGAGAGCGGAAGAGCGAGAGAGCGCAGAAGCAAGUGCAGAACGCAGUUCAAAUCGUACGUCACGGUGCUCACAGUGCCUUACAGUGUUGGUGAUGCCAACCGAAAGGAACUGCGUCAUGGGAUGCUCACAGCACACACACACACACACAGACGCCCUUACCCUGGAUGCACAUGGCUUGGCAUAAGCACCUCCAUGAGCACACUGGCACCAAGACAUAUUGCCGUAUGGGUUUCUGACCCCGUGACGAGUAUUUCACUGCUGCCGAAGCGCGCCUGUCGCGCAGGAAAUAAGGGCAUAUCAAUGCUGUACCAUGCAAAACGGACAUGUACAGUGCGUUGUGGUGGGUUGGCUGCUGAUGGGUACAUGGCUUUGGAUGUAAAGUGUUGGAUGUGGGAGUGUUGGACCAUGAAAGCAGUUUGGGAGCGCAUGCGGGGCGAACCCGUGGGGUGAACCCCAGGCGUGUCAUGCAUACGAAUAGAUAUCAAGACAUGAGGAGGUACCGAGGACCAGAAACUGCAUGCUCCGUCUGACAAGGCUGGUGAUAAUGACGAUGGAGGGGGAGUCAAUGUGCGCGUAAUCGCGGUGCGGCAGCACAACUCAAUGUCGCGUUUGGGUCUGCUGAGGACUAUGCACGUGCAGGUGUGUGAAAUGUUGUGGGUGCCUGUGUCAUGUUAUGUACUGCACGU
Chlamydomonas reinhardtii is the source of this 6049-nucleotide messenger RNA. RefSeq lists its product as uncharacterized. The record is from RefSeq and is a predicted model, not a curated record. Lineage: Eukaryota; Viridiplantae; Chlorophyta; Chlorophyceae; Chlamydomonadales; Chlamydomonadaceae. Bases 761 to 5137 code for a protein of 1458 amino acids. The transcript has 6 exons.